AUGAACGUCUCGGUUCAAACCUUUUCGCCGCCUGUUAUGCGAAGCUCAUUGCCGAUUUCAGAAGACCUCGUUUUCGAGAUAUUCUCGAGGUUGCCGUCAAAGGCCAUAGCGAGAUGUCGUUGCAUAUCCAAGCUCUUGGCGUCCAUGCUUGUCCGGCAAGAUUUCACAGAGUCGUUUUUAACCAAAUCUUGUGCUCGACCUCAGCUUCUAUUCGCCUUCCAAUAUGACAGUGAGGUUGUCUUUUUCUCGUCCCCUCAGCCUGAAAAUCCAGAAGAGAACUCGUAUGUUGUAGCCCCCAGUCAACUUGCAUGUUUCCCAAGUUCCCAUAGAUUAUUCUAUACUAAUACUCCUACCGGUGGCUUCUUCUGUUAUGUCGUUGAACGGAUCUUUGAGGGGAUGAAAGAUUCAGAGUAUGUUCCGGUGAUAUGUAACCCCAGCACUGGACAGUCCUUGAACUUGCCUACAUUGAAGUCGAGUAAGAGGUUUGGAGUAGAAAGCUAUCUUGGAUAUGACCCCGUUUCUAAAGAGUUCAAGGUUUUGUCAAUGGAAACCUCGUUUGUAAGUGGUCAGUAUAUCUCUGUGAAACACCAAGUUCUGACAUUAGGAACUGAGAAAUUGUCAUGGAGGAUGGUCGAAUGUUGCAUCCCACAUAAUUCUUCUCGUAAGUGGAUAUGUAUCAGUGGUGUUCUUUACUACACAGCUAGAGCAGGCAACUGGUCUUCCAUGGUAGUUUGUUUUGAUUUGAAUUCUGAGAAGUUCACCUUUGUGAAUUUCAUGAAAGCUUCCGGCAAAGAAAUGCAUGGUUCAACAACUCUGAUCAACAACAAUGGGAAACUAGGUUUGCUUAUGUCUGAAGAUACUAGUAGUGAUUAUAUUUGUGGAGCAAGUAAAAGUCUUGAGCUGUGGGUUCUACGAGAUGCUGGAAAAAAUGAGUGGUCCGAGCAUGUAUACGUAUUACCGCCUUCGUGGGAGGAUGUAGUUUCAGAGUACAUGCGCAUUUCUGGAAUGGUUGGUACAAAUGAAAUCGUAUUGGCCCCUUUGUUCCAAAACGUGCCUCCCUAUGUCAUCUACUACAAUGUGGAGAGAAAGACGAUCAGAAAAGUUGGGAUCCAGGUAAUGGAAGGGCUUCAGGUAAAGAGAUUUUACACCUUUGUCAACUAUGUUGAGGAUGUGAAGUUUCUUUAAGUAAGAUAUGUGUAUGUAGUUUUCUGAUCGUCUUUGUAAGAAAUC
Brassica oleracea var. oleracea is the source of this 1230-nucleotide messenger RNA. Its product is annotated as F-box protein DOR-like. The transcript has a single exon. Gene Ontology annotation, molecular function: protein binding. Lineage: Eukaryota; Viridiplantae; Streptophyta; Magnoliopsida; Brassicales; Brassicaceae. The record is from RefSeq and is a predicted model, not a curated record. Bases 1 to 1185 code for a protein of 394 amino acids.